ACUCCACCUCUACUUCUGGGUCUCUGGCACGACACAACCCAUCAUCCCUGCUGAGGUUCAUAUCCUUCCAUCCUCCAUUUUCACGUUCCUCUGUCUGCUGCCCACCAUAACAUCUCCUGUUGGGCUUCCUCACUCCCUCCACUCCCGCAUUCCCGUAUCUGCCUUUGUCGCAUCACCUUUUCACCGCUGACAAAGCCGUUGGGUCGCCAUCGCCACGGUUCAUCAUCACCAUCCACAGCCUGCCCCCCACCGAUUGCUGCAUGCCCACUGCCAUCUCGAAUCCGUCCUUCAACAUCUCGCCUGAAUCCUAACCGAAUCUUGCUCUUGCAACUCCUCUCGCCCCCUUUCCUCCCACAAACACAGUGUCAUGAAAAAUGGUUGAAUCAGAAACCGGAACUCCCACUUGGAAGUUCACCCAGUGUUUUGGCGACAAGGGCGACGUCGAGGAUAUCACCGAGGCCGACAUCAUCUCUACCGUCGAGUUCGAUCACACUGGAAACUACUUGGCCACUGGUGACAAGGGUGGACGUGUGGUCCUCUUUGAACGUAAUGAAACUAAGAAGACCUGUGAAUAUAAAUUCCAUACCGAGUUCCAGUCCCACGAACCCGAAUUCGACUACCUCAAAUCCCUCGAAAUCGAAGAAAAGAUUAACAAGAUUAAGUGGUGCAAGCGACAGAAUGCCUCCCAUUAUCUCCUUUCUACAAACGACAAAACCAUCAAACUUUGGAAGGUCUUCGAAAAGUCCCUUAAAGUCGUGGCCGAGAACAAUCUUUCUCAUGAACUGACCCCUGCUAACUCAGCCGGGGGAGGUGGUGCUCCACGACCAGCAAACCGUUUCAAGAAUGCUUCUGAACUCAAACUCCCCCGAAUGACCCAUCAUGAUACUGUCGUAGCUGCCGUGCCGAGGAGAACAUAUGCAAACGCACACGCUUAUCAUAUCAACAGCAUCUCCGUCAACAGUGACGGCGAGACCUUCAUCAGCAGCGAUGAUCUUCGCAUCAACCUUUGGAAUCUCAACAUCCAAGACCAGAGUUUCAACAUUGUCGACAUCAAACCCGCCAACAUGGAGGAACUCACCGAAGUCAUCACUGCCGCCGAAUUUCACCCCCAGAGUUGCAACUGGUUCAUGUAUGCCAGCUCAAAAGGCACCAUCAAGCUGGCAGACAUGCGAGAGAGUGCUCUCUGCGACCAACAUGCGAAGCAAUUUGAACAAGAGGAAGACCCUGCGUCUCGUUCUUUCUUCUCCGAAAUCAUUUCCUCCAUCUCCGACGUUCGCUUUUCUCACGACGGCAGGUAUAUCCUAUCACGAGACUACCUGACGGUCAAGAUAUGGGAUGUAAACAUGGAGAGGCAGCCCGUCAAGACCAUCCCCAUUCAUGAACAUCUACGUCCUCGUUUGUGCGAUACGUACGAGAACGACAGCAUCUUUGAUAAGUUUGAAGUCGUCUUCAGUGGGGAUGGGAGCAACGUCAUGACUGGAAGCUACAACAACAACUUCAUGAUUUAUCCCUCCGACCCUGAGCAAGAGACCGAAGUCGUUCUUCAAGCCGACAAAUCAGCCUUCAAGGCUAAGAAAGUGGGAGUGCCCACUCCCAUUAACGCAACGAGUCCUAACGGGACCAAGAAGGGUGGAUCGAGAGCUGGCAGCCCAGCUGGAGGAAGCACUGGUCAAGGUAGUAGGAUGAGGAAAGAGACUGAUGCUGAUCAGAUCGAUUUUAACAAGAAGAUUCUUCACAUGAGCUGGCAUCCAUUCGAAGACAGUAUCGCCAUUGCCGCCACCAACAACCUCUUUGUCUUCUCGGCUCUUUAGGUACCUGCACGGCACUCCGCUCCAUCCAUUGCAUUUCUCCCCUUGCAAUGAUCCGGUGCGUGCCCUCUCUUAUUGCGUUCCUCACCAUUUCCACGCACAUGGCGAUCUCGAUCCCCUCCACCCGAUGUCGACGUCGCCAGCAGCACUCGGUACCACACAGGGCCCUCGGAGUCGUUGUUGCGCCGGGGAUUUCAGGCCCUGCUACAGACCAGGCUGCCGUAUGCAACGAUGCCAGAUGAUUACAAGAUUGAACGUCUCACGGUGUUGGUUUUUUGCACGAAUGGAAACAUUGUCUUAUGGCUUUGACAUGGUUGGAUUUGCAAUGGAUGACGCAUGAGACUUAGACGGAGCUUGGAGCAACAAGAUUAGAUGGUCAACAAAGACAUGCCCACCAAGGGACGAGACUGAAGAACCACCGAUGCGGGCCACAUGACUGCAUCGCCAGCAUGUAGAUGAGGGCCGACGGGUAGGAUGCAUUGGCGGCUGUGCAUGGUGCAGUGACGGUAUUGGGAGCCGCGCACGGCGCAGGGCAGCAAUGCAGCUUCAUAACCCCAGCGAGACCAAAAAGCACGUUGAGAUUAAUCAAAAUAAGAGACCAAGAUCAUCGUGACUAGCAUGUAUAAGGUCUUCGUAAUUAAGCAAAAGGGUAUCGUCUAAACUUGAUUGUGUCC
Messenger RNA from Exophiala mesophila, 2482 nucleotides. RefSeq lists its product as uncharacterized. The transcript has 4 exons. Bases 375 to 1811 code for a protein of 478 amino acids. The record is from RefSeq and is a predicted model, not a curated record. Gene Ontology annotation, biological process: peptidyl-serine dephosphorylation. Gene Ontology annotation, molecular function: protein binding; protein phosphatase regulator activity. NCBI's taxonomy places the organism in Eukaryota, Fungi, Ascomycota, Eurotiomycetes, Chaetothyriales, Herpotrichiellaceae. Gene Ontology annotation, cellular component: cytosol; protein phosphatase type 2A complex.